ACGUCACUGUGAGACGUCAUCACAAUGCCACAAUAACUUCCUGUUUUCGUUCCAUAAAUCCUUCUGAAUAAUGGCAGAAUUAAACCGAGAUCUCCAGGAAUAUCUGGCUCAGUCUAAAAGCGGCGCGAAGACGAUAUCCCAGUCCAGUUCCAGCACAACCAUAGACUUUAAUGAGCCGGAGUCGGUGCCCGAGAGCUGGUUCGGCCGGUGGUCGAGUCCGUUCUCCAGAGCCAGCACCCGCGGAACGUCGUCAUCGGGCCCGGGCUCGAGCAGCGGCUUCUCGUGGCCCUGGUCAUCGGAACCGGACCCGUGUUUACCGGGCCUGAGUCGAUCCCAGCGGCUGGUCGCGUUCGGGACGUGUAUCUUCUUCUCGGCUCUGUGCUUCGGGCUGUCGGCGCUGUACGCCCCGUUGCUCCUGCUGAAGGCGCGCAAGUUCGCGUUGCUCUGGUCGCUCGGCUCCGUGUUCGCGCUGCUCGGCGCGGCGAUCCUCCGCGGACCCAGUAAACUCAUCGCCACCCCGACCCCAGGCGGCGCGGUGUACCUGUGUGCUCUGGUGGGCACCCUGUACGCGGCACUCAGUCUUCACAGCACCCUGUUCACCGCGCUCGGGGCCGGCCUUCAGAUCGCCGCUAUCGUGGGUUAUAUUGUGGCUUUGUUGCCGGGUGGGAGUGCAGGGAUGAGGUUUGUGGGUGGCAUGGCAGCGUCUGCUAUUAAAAGGACUAUAACUGGAAAGACAAUGCCUAUAUGACCACGGACUGAACAACACACAUUUUACCAUGGAAACUUUUUUUUUGGAGAGUGACUGGUCUGGUACAGAUUGUGAAACUCUGGUUGGCUCUGGCAUAGGAAUACAAUGUGAGCUGCACUCUCUGGAUGGGGAUAUAUGCAUUUUGUAAUUUUCACCACAAGGACCAUAUGACCAAGACAUCAAUUACUACUUGACUUGACAUUUCUGAACUGCUUUUGAAACUGAGCUUUAUAAAUAAACUUACUGAAUGUA
Molecule: messenger RNA, 1000 nt
Organism: Rhinichthys klamathensis goyatoka
Lineage: Eukaryota; Metazoa; Chordata; Actinopteri; Cypriniformes; Leuciscidae
Gene: sft2d3
Product: SFT2 domain containing 3
Exons: 1
Coding region: 71-748 (225 amino acids)
Biological process (GO): vesicle-mediated transport
Cellular component (GO): membrane
Source: RefSeq, a predicted model, not a curated record